Molecule: messenger RNA, 3076 nt
Organism: Pygoscelis adeliae (Adelie penguin)
Lineage: Eukaryota; Metazoa; Chordata; Aves; Sphenisciformes; Spheniscidae
Gene: CRBN
Product: cereblon
Exons: 15
Coding region: 1-2013 (670 amino acids)
Biological process (GO): protein ubiquitination
Cellular component (GO): Cul4A-RING E3 ubiquitin ligase complex
Source: RefSeq, a predicted model, not a curated record
AUGGCGGCGCCGGCGGGGCGAUGCACGUCCCCCGACCCGGGGAGGUCGGUCCUGCGUGUUCUCACCCCAUCCCUCUGCAGCAGCGACUGCAGGCGGUGGCCUUUGGCUGAGCCAAGCGCCCAAGUGAAGGCAUGCAGGCAUUUUCACACAAUGAACCAUAUGGGAGUCAAUGAAAAAGGUGUCGACGUGCAGCGCGGCCUGGCCCUGUGGAUGCUGAUUGAUAAAGCUGGCAGAUGGCCGUGCACUGCUGGAGUGACAGUUGUGAAUAACAGCACGCAGCUGGGGCAGCGUCUUUCUUACCAGCUGCAUCAAACACAGGGAAUGAAAACAAUUUUAAUGAAGCCUUGUCCCAUUAAAAUCUCGGGGAGCGAGCAGCCCGCGGUGGCCGGGCUGGAGCGAUCCUGCCGGCUCCUUCCCACCGUCCUGCCGGGGGUGCGAGCCCAGCAGAACGGGCCUCUCAUCUCCUCGCUGGCCUCCAUCUGCCCUCAGGAGGGGCUUGGAGAGUGUUCCGAGAGCAGUUUUACAGCUGAUAAAGUUUCUACCAGCAGGAGACUUUCCAUCGACAUCCAGUGGUACAGCCCAGGGUGGUCUGUGACUAAGCUGGAAAUGCGUGAAAUGCUGGAUAUUGGAUGGUUACUGCACGUGAAUGAAAUUUAUACCGAGAAGCUGGCUGAUAUGUACAGUACAAAUAAUCUAAUGUUUCUUCCAGGCCAGAUUCUUCACCUUUACUUCCAGCGAGCAGAGAGCGAGGAAGAGGAUGACAAUGAAAUGGAAGUUGAAGAUCAAGAUAGUAAAGAAGCUGAAAAGCCAAACAUCAUUAAUUUUGACACCAGUUUGCCAACAUCACAUGUGUAUUUAGGUUCUGAUAUGGAAGAGUUUCAUGGAAGAACGGUACAUGAUGAUGACAGCUGUCAGGUGAUUCCAGUGUUGCCCCACGUGAUGGUGAUGUUGAUUCCUGGACAGACGUUACCUCUUCAGCUUUUUCGCCCUCAAGAGGUUAGCAUGGUGCGGAAUUUAAUUCAGAAAGACAGAACGUUUGCUGUUCUUGCAUACAGUAAUGUACGUGAAAGGGAAGCACAUUUUGGAACAACAGCAGAAAUAUAUGCCUACAGAGAAGAGCAGGAAUAUGGAAUUGAAACAGUCAAAGUGAAAGCAAUAGGAAGACAGAGGUUCAAGGUGCUUGAAAUAAGAACUCAGUCAGAUGGAAUCCAGCAGGCUAAAGUACAAAUCCUUCCUGAGCGAGUGCUGCCUUCAACAAUGUCAGCAGUACAGCUGCAGUCUCUCAGCCGAUGCCAUAUAUUUCCUUCUUCAAAACCUACAGCGUGGCAGGACCGAGCUAUACAUCAAUGGUGGCAGAAAUAUCAAAAGAGGAAGUUCCACUGUGCAAGUUUGACAUCUUGGCCUCCCUGGCUCUACUCUUUAUAUGAUGCUGAAACCUUGAUGGAAAGAGUCAAGAGGCAGCUACAUGAAUGGGAUGAAAAUCUUAAAGAUGAAUCUCUUCCAACAAACCCAAUAGAUUUUUCUUACAGAGUCGCUGCUUGCCUGCCAAUUGAUGAUGCAUUGCGUAUACAGUUGCUUAAAAUAGGUAGUGCUGUUCAGCGACUCCGGUGUGAAUUAGAUAUUAUGAACAAAUGUACAUCUCUUUGUUGUAAGCAAUGCCAAGAUACAGAAAUAACUACCAAGAAUGAAAUAUUCAGUUUAUCCUUAUGUGGACCCAUGGCAGCAUAUGUGAAUCCUCAUGGGUACAUCCAUGAAACCCUUACUGUAUAUAAAGCCUGCAACUUGAAUCUCAGUGGACGACCAUCGACAGAGCACAGCUGGUUUCCUGGGUAUGCCUGGACUAUAGCCCAGUGCAGAAUCUGUGGGAACCAUAUGGGAUGGAAGUUCACAGCUACCAAAAAGGAUAUGUCACCUCAGAAAUUCUGGGGACUGACACGGUCUGCUCUCCUGCCUCGGAUUCCAGAAACAGAGGAAGACUCGGGCCAUGAUAGAUCACCGUUACUCUGCCUGUAAUCUAGUAACCUGCUCUGGAGGUGAACUGGCAGUAGUCUGUCUCCUUAAAUGCAUCUGCUCAGUUCUGCUUCUGAUGCUUACUUAAACUUAAAAAACCCAAGAACCCACACCCACACACAAAAACCAACCGAACAAGCAGGCUCACUACGUUCGGGUUCGGUGUGUAUCCACAUUACUGUUGUUUCAGACACACUGAGAACUGCAGGUUGAAUCCUUCAGAUGACAGCGGGGGAGAGGAGGUGGCAUGAGAGACCAAGAAAUCGAUCUGAGCGCUCUGGACAGACUUGACUGAACUUUCUCCUUCCUUGUAUAAUUUCAGAAAAUGUUUACUGCUAUCAACUUGCAGUGAAAGAAGGUGGGGGGAAACUAAAAUGACAAAUAAACAGAGUAUAAUUUAUGCAAUAUAUGUACAAUGGUAGAUACCAGUUACUUGCUGCGGAAUAUUUUCCAUAAUAUACUUAAAAGUGUUUUUGCUGAGAAUCCCUGUUCCUAACUACGUGGAAUACUUCGAAUUUUAUGCUCGUGCUGUUUCUCAGAUAUUUGCUGAACAACCAUCACGGAGAGUUACAAGACCGAAGUUCUCUCCUGGCUGGGACUGUGCCGGUCGUGUCGGUGGCAGUGCUGCAACUGGCAGAAGCAAGAGCUGCCCGCAGCCCGAAGAGCCGCGUUACAGGCUGCCCUUUGGAAGGAACCCCUGUGAAGGCUUCGGUCCUUAGACCUUGUCUGGUAUAUUUAGAACCUUUGACUUUAGAAGUCUUAAAUUUUAAACUAUUUAUACAAAAUAUCCAUCAAAUAGAUUGUCACUUACUGUCAAAUGUGCUUAUAUUUACUUUUCAAAAUUAUUUCUGUGAAGAUUAGUUUCCCAGCAUACAUGUCCAGGGUUCUGUGAAGUACUGUCUAAAAUACCUAACUAUGGAGAUUUUUCAGUAGUACGUAUUUGGACAAGGGAGAGGCAACAUCUCUUUAAUUUUUUAUUUUUCUUUUACGCUUUCAUAUCAUAAAGUAAAAUUUCACAUUAUCACCCUUACCAUACAAACAGCAAAAGUUUCCAAAUAAAAGGCAG